AUGGAAAACUUCAUUCAUCAAACUGCUGCUAAUGGCUUUCAAUUGGGUGCUGAAGUAUACGAGCGAGGUCGACCAGCUUAUCCUGAUCUUGUUAUAAAUCUGAUCUGUGCUACAAACCCGGAUUUGUGUCAGAAAACAAUAGUUGAUUUAGCAGCUGGUACAGGAAAAUUUACGCGCAUGUUGGUUUCAGCCGGUGCUAAACUUGUUACGGCUAUUGAGCCAGUUGAAAGUAUGCGUAGAAAACUGUAUUCAAUUCCAAAUAUAGCAGUGCUAAACGGUACAGCUGAAAAUAUUCCAUUAGUGGACAACAGCGUUGAUAUUGUUACUGUUGCUCAAGCUUUUCAUUGGUUUAACGGAGUAGCAGCUCUAGAAGAAAUUUAUCGUGUACUUAAACCAGACGGUAAAUUAUAUCUUCUUUGGAAUUUGCGUGAUGAUGAUACAUGUCCUUGGUUACAGGAUAUGACGAAGAUUAUUGACAAAUGGCAGCCAAAAGAUCAUCCACAUUUCAAAACAAUGAAAUGGUUAAAAGUAUUCGAGGAUAAUUCGUUAUUUUCAUCGUUCUCAUACGAACGAUUUUCUCAUGAUCAAUGCGUAACACUUGAUAUUUUGUUUAACCGUAUUCUUUCUAGUAGUUUUAUAUCAAUUUUAGAUGAUAAGAAAAAGCAAAUUCUUUUACAAGAAGUAAAAGCAUUUCUUGAACAAAAUGCACAGACAAAAGAAAAAACAAAAUUUUUUGUACCCUAUAUGACUCAUGUUUAUUGGUGUCAACGAUUGUAG
Messenger RNA from Didymodactylos carnosus, 777 nucleotides. The record is from the annotation of a GenBank genome assembly. NCBI's taxonomy places the organism in Eukaryota, Metazoa, Rotifera, Eurotatoria, Philodinida, Philodinidae.